GUCGCAGCCUUGAUCCAUUGCCCAACCGCCACGCAACUACCGUUGAAUAGAAUAACGCGCGACAACGAACAAGUCGGUAUCUCCGGCUAGUCUCCUCCUCCUCCUGAAAUCCGAGCUAUUCGAAAUUUAUCUCCGUGACGGAAUAUACCUCUUCUACAAUCUUCUCAGUAUUCAUCAGCUUUUUCCGGUCGGGCUUAGUGGCGCGAACUGAUUCGGCCUUGUGAGUUUUGUCAGCCUAUCUUUGUCGAUCAGCUCAAUUUGUGGAAGACUAGUUAUUAAAUUUAAAUCCCCCCAAAAAAAGAGAGCUUAUUAUGCAGAUUCGGCGACGGGGAAAACGUUGUAGGCCUGAUUUGCUAAUUCUGUUGUGCUCGAUUCUUCUCAUAUGGAUUCCAGAGUUUAUAGCUGCGGGGACUGUUACACUUGCUUCCAUUGAAAUUUUCAAGACCCAUGAGAUGCUGAAUCUUAAACCUACUGUCUACUUUAAAUGUAAGGGGGAGAACAUGACGACCCUGCCUGAUGUCACUGAAAAGCAUGUGGUUUAUAACUUCAAGGGUGAAGAAUCAUGGCAGCCUUUGACAGAGCUUUUGGAGAAAAAGUGCAAGAGAUGUGGGAUUUAUGAGCAUGACAAGAUAGCAUCAGAUGAUGUAUUUGAUGAGUGGGAGCUUUGUGCUUCUGAUUUCACUGAUGGUAAAUAUAACCAUGUCAAGGAGGGGGAGUUCAACGCUACAUUCUUGUGUUCGGACUGCGUGCCCAGCGAAAAUGGUGAGCGACCUGUAAUUAUUGCUCUUUCCUGUUGCCCUCUAGGUUUGCACAGUUUUUUCUGGAUCCGAGAUGUUUUCUUGAGAUGAAAUCGACAAUAUUUGUAUAUGUGAGAGUUUAUUGCAAUUGAAAUAAUUAGUUGGUAGAACAAGUACACGCUGGUAAAUAUGGAAUGCAAGUAUGGACAUCAUUAACUAUUUGUCUGGCAACAUUGAUUUAAGCAAAGCCAGCUUGAGCUUAUACCUACAUUUUGCAAUGGAAUCAUACCUUUUUCCCCCUGUAGGGGAUGAACUAAGUCCUUGGUUCUUGCGUUUAGUUCAGUAAUCUUUGUCUCUGAUCUAGAACAUGUUUCUCAUUUAUCACCUUGAAAACCAAAAGGGUCCUUUGUCAUGAUAGUUCAUCUUGUUGUUUACCAAGUAUCAUAGAUUAAUUCCUCCUCAACAAAUAUUCGUAAGAGGUGUGUACUAGCCUUUCUGGAUGAAGGCAACAUUUGCUACUAGGUUUCCAAAUAUCUCUUUUGGGUGCAGAUGCAUUUGCUACAAAGAUUUGCAUAUUUUCAAUAAUAUCUUAUAGUUUUUCUAAUUUCUCAUUCCUCAAAUUCAGCUUCUGAACACCCCCCUGGCUCUCAUAACCAUGAGAAAGGAAUGCACUGGACACUUGUGGGGCUUAUAUCUGCUGCAGCGUUGGUGGUUAUAAUUGUUGGGAUUGUGACUGCGCUCAAGUAUUGGCAAAAGAGAAAGAAGCAGCAGGAGCAGGCUAGGUUUCUGAAACUGUUUGAAGAUGGUGAUGAGAUAGAGGAUGAAUUAGGUAUUGGUCCUUUAAGCCAUGUAAUAUAGAUGUACCAUACUUUUGGAGCUGUUUCUGGAAUUAUCUUUGUACAUGCAUUCUCUUGUAUAGUAGCUUCUGGACUGAAUGAAAGUUUUGGCAUAGGAGACACUUUCACGGUGUUGGACAUGUUGGGAGACUGAUCAAUGUAUUGAAGGGAAAAAUGAAACUAAUUACAACUGACGGGGACUACCAUGAACAGAUUCCAUUUAAGUUUAUAUUUUCAUUGCAUGUUAUCUAGAUAGCAAAGUGUAGGAAGAUGGAAAGCCCAUUGCUCUCAAUUGGUUUACUUGUGGACUAACUUUGUUCCAUUGGUAGUUCCAUUAGAACAGUCACAGAACAGAAAACAAUGGAUAUCGCAUUGUGUAAAAACCCAUUCAAAUACCCAACUUCUGAAUUGAACAAAAGUGGAGAAAGUUUGACGACGAAAUGGAGUCCACAGUACAUCAUAGAAUAAAGUUUGAGGUUGUCCAUUCAUCAUAUUCAUUGGUUGGGUAGACACUUAGACAGCAUCAUCAAUGAUCAUCCUCGUACACAGGCACCUGUUUCUCUCUUGAGUUAUUUCUGUAGCUAUAGCUAUGAGACAGCAAACUCCUAUCGUUGAAAGGCCUGUUUGUCAGUCCAUUACAGAGCCAAUCCCUGCUUAACAACAGUAUCUUCAGCUUCUUUUUUGCAUUUGAAAACGAAUGGAUUCAUCAUCAAGAAGUUCUUGAUUCUACCAAAGAGGCUAAGGGAUCCCUGUAGGUGGUACCGUGGUAUCAAAUGAAGUCUCAAAAUGACUGAUUCCUCAGGUUUAGGUUCAUAAGGUUUCUUUUUCUAGAUCGAAUCUUUAUUUUACCAAACAAUAUCAACUGCAUAAAAUUCAAGAAUUAGAACCAGUCAAUAGUAAUGGGAUGAGAACUUCCAUUACAUAAACUCUGUCAUCCAUUUUCCUCCAUGUUCCCGUCUUUCGUUUGUAGAUCUAUUCUCAUCCUUGUCCUAUAUGGUAAAACUCAAAAAGGAUUUGAAAGGGGGAAUAAAACUAGAAACCAAAUUUCGAACAUCAAUAAUUCCCACUCAGCAAAUAAAAGAACAAAACCUCUUUCCUCAUUCAAGAAUAAAUGAGUCGUUUCGAAAUCUAAAAAAGUUAGUAUUUGUUCCGAAUAGAAUUGAGAAAAAAUCUUAUAAAUUAAUAAAUUAUUAAUUUUUCGAUAAAAUAAUAAUUAUUAAUUUAUCAACAAAAUAUAACAAUAAUAAAGUAAUAACAUUUUAUU
Oldenlandia corymbosa var. corymbosa is the source of this 2837-nucleotide messenger RNA. The record is from the annotation of a GenBank genome assembly. Lineage: Eukaryota; Viridiplantae; Streptophyta; Magnoliopsida; Gentianales; Rubiaceae.